AUGGAAUUUAAAUUUCGUGGAUUUAUGGCACCUGUUUUCACACCCUUUGACGAUAACAGGAAUUUAAAACUCGACAUCAUACCAAAGUAUGCCGAAUAUUUGCACUCGAAUGGAAUAAAAGGAAUUUUAGUUAACGGAACGACAGGAGAAGGAGUAUCGAUGACGACGGAUGAAAGAAUUCAAGUUUUAAAUUGUUGGAUCAAAGCUUGCGGUCGAUACAGUACAACCCUCAUGGUUCAAAUAGGAGGUACGAAUAUGAAAGAUGUCAAAAUGUUAGCCAAACACGCUCAAGAUAAAAACGUCGAUGCCAUUUUAUGUUUGCCUGAUCUUUUCUUCAGACCGAAAACCGUCAACGAUCUCAUACAUUAUUUGAAAAUAGUUUCGGCAUCGGCACCAUCGACUCCUUUGCUCUACUAUCACAUACCCGGUUUCACAGGAAUUGACGUUGACGUCGUGGAGCUGAUGAAGAGGAGACGAGAAGUUCCCACUUUGGUUGGAAUCAAGUUUACCGACAACGACUUGGUAAAGGCGAACGCGGCCUGCACGACAAAUGCCGAAGGAGAUCGAGGACUUGUGUUUUUGGGAUGCGAUUCACUUUUGCUACCAGCUUUUUUGCAAGGCAUCGAUUCGGCCAUUGGAACGACUCUCAACAUGUUUCCGGAACUCAAUAAUAAAAUCUUAAGGUACUAUCAAGAGGGAGACAUCAAGAUGGCGGCGGCCGAACAGAAGAGGCUCAACGGGGAAAUACAAAAGAUCACCAGGCACAGUACUUGGGUGAGCGGAAUGAAAGGAGCCAUGAGGAAACUAACGGGAAUCGACGUCGGACCCGUAAGGGAUCCGCUUGUGGAUGUCUUCACGGGCUAA
Molecule: messenger RNA, 864 nt
Organism: Pediculus humanus corporis (human body louse)
Lineage: Eukaryota; Metazoa; Arthropoda; Insecta; Psocodea; Pediculidae
Product: Dihydrodipicolinate synthase, putative
Exons: 6
Coding region: 1-864 (287 amino acids)
Biological process (GO): N-acetylneuraminate catabolic process
Molecular function (GO): N-acetylneuraminate lyase activity; 4-hydroxy-tetrahydrodipicolinate synthase activity
Source: RefSeq, a predicted model, not a curated record